CAAAGAAGAAAAUAAACGGGGGGGAAGCGUUUUGCAGCAUCAGUUCAGUGUUUUGUUGUGGCGUGUUGGGUUCGUAAUGAUUUUAGUGCGGUAAACACAGUGAAAAAAAGCGUCUAAAAUGACCACGUUACUAAUUUCGGCGACCGAGUUGUCGAAUAUUUUUUCGGUACUUGCUGUGCUGUUGUGUUUUUGUGCUAUGAUUUUGUUUAUCACAAGGAACAUGAUGGUCCUUAGGGUUCAUGGAGAUGAUUUCGUAUUUCCUUCAUCCUUACACCAAGUUUCACCAAGAAUUCCACAAAUGAACAUGAUGAAAGUACAUAUUCCAUUUACAUUUAAAUUAUUGGAAACCUCAAAAUCUUCGUACGCAGAUUUACAAUGUAGUAUGUCGAGUCAAGUAAAUUAUUGCGUAUACGCUUUUUGGGGUGUAAAUAUUAGGCAACUUCACAUUUUUCUAUGGAGACCCUGGUCAGACCUUAAGGAUGCCUGUAUGAGAGGAGACUUUCUUAAAGGAUACUACCAAUAUGCUGGAAUACAGUUCUCAAAAUCAUCACAUUCGGAUCAAACGAUAACGUUAAAGUUACCGGCGCCCUCUCUCGACCUUGGAACGCCUCCACGGCUUUGUUACCCCUUGGUCAUCAUUCUUGUCAAGAACAACACAGUGGAUAACGUCCAUCCCGACGAAACCGUCGCCCUUAUAAACGUCGUCCAUAUCAAGGACUCCGUAUGCACGUUACCAACAAGUAUACUGGCUCAGUACCUCAAACAAGCCAACGGACAACUUUCCUGUCUCAAACAAUUAUAUCUCGCGACGGGAAAUCCAGGUGGUUACGAGGAGGGAACGAUCCCGUUGGCGGUGGCCGAGCCGGUCGAAGGCGGCCCCGGUCCGAUUGGACGCACCCUGGUAUGUCCAACCAAUGAGGACUCGCCGUUGUGGAACACUUCUGGCGAGCAGCUGUGCGUCGUUUGUCAAUUUUUUCCUCUCUCCAGGGCGCUGUUGCCGUGCAGGCACACUUGUAUUUGCGCCAGUUGUUUCGACAAACUGGAAAGAUGCCCGAUGUGCCGAGGACCCAUAAAAAGUUAUUUCUGCAUUCGGGGCGAAGAAUACAUGCCUAUACAGUCGAGCCCGAAAACAGCGCCUCCUCACGGCCCGAUUUAUAAUUGGCUCGACAGUUGGAACGACCGACUCACAGAUUUCUUGGGUUUCCAAAGAUAAUGUAAAUUAAACAACGAUGCUGCAUAACUUUU
Molecule: messenger RNA, 1245 nt
Organism: Brassicogethes aeneus
Lineage: Eukaryota; Metazoa; Arthropoda; Insecta; Coleoptera; Nitidulidae
Source: the annotation of a GenBank genome assembly